This is a messenger RNA of Glycine soja, 1150 nucleotides long. Its product is annotated as probable ribosome biogenesis protein RLP24. Bases 189 to 695 code for a protein of 168 amino acids. Lineage: Eukaryota; Viridiplantae; Streptophyta; Magnoliopsida; Fabales; Fabaceae. Gene Ontology annotation, cellular component: nucleolus. The transcript is spliced from 5 exons. Gene Ontology annotation, biological process: ribosomal large subunit biogenesis. The record is from RefSeq and is a predicted model, not a curated record.
UUUAUUUAUCAAUCCCUAUUUUCAGAUUCUCACUGGCUCACGGCCUGCAACCCUCGAAACGUGAAUAGCCGUGGCGGCCACCUAUUUCUCUGUUUAACGUCUUCACUCAUUCUCAUUUUCGCCUCAAACUACUUCUUCCACCGAUCACUGUUCAGCAGAGAAGUGUUGCCUUGGUCUCUUGAGGUGCAAUGAGAUUGGAGAAGUGUUGGUUCUGUUCUUCUACCAUAUACCCUGGACAUGGAAUCCAGUUUGUUCGUAAUGAUGCAAAGAUUUUUCGGUUUUGUAGAUCUAAAUGCCACAAAAACUUUAAAAUGAAGAGGAACCCUCGGAAAGUAAAAUGGACAAAGGCAUAUAGACGAGUGCAUGGAAAGGAUAUGACACAGGACUCGACCUUUGAGUUUGAGAGAAAGCGAAACAGACCUGAGAGAUAUGACAGGAAUCUUGCUGAGAAUGUCCUCAAGGCCAUUCCAAAGAUUGAUAAAAUCAGAGUCACCAGGGAGGAGAAACACCAUAAGAAUAGGAUGAAAGGCAAGAAGCAGAAGCUGCAAAUGGAGGCAGCUAGGGAGUUGGAGCAGGGCAUAAGUCUGGUCAAAGCUCCAUCUGUGCUUCAAAAGGACCCUUCUCUCACUUUACCCAAGAUCAAAGUUGGGGUUUCUCAACAACAAUCAGAGGACAAUCAUCCCAUGGAAGAGUGAUGUCAUGUCAAUGCUGCACUUUCAACCCCAGUUUUGUGAUUUUGUGCUUCAUAGGUGGAUUCGUUGUCCAAAUUACAAGUUGGUUCAUUGCUGAUCCGACAUGUGAAUGAUGCGAUUUUGAAACAAAAGUUUUGGCCGUUGAAAAUAUGUUAGUGAUAUUGUUUUUGGACACAAUAAUAGUCCUGUGCGACAGUGAACUAUUAUAUAAACCAAAGCAGAAAGACGUUGCCCAACAAGAAGUCGCCUUGGACUUAUUCGAGUAUUCAAUCUGUUAAUCUCAAGCCAAAUGUUAAAUUUGUAGGUAAGUAAAAGUUCUUUAUACUAGGUACUUCACUAAUUUGACUGAUGAAUGCCUAUUUAGAACAUAGAAGAUGCUAUUUUGACAUCUUAGUCAUAUUUUUGAUGGAUUUGGUAAUGUCAUAUCAUUCUCAACAUCUUUUUAUUUUUUAUUCCAA